AUGUCACCCCUGCCCUUUCCUUACCGCUUGACCCCAGUCGACCAUGUGGUCGCCAGGGUUCUCAAGGAGGCCGACAUCCCCGCCUUUCUCUGGGGAGAGCCAGCCGUUGCCGUGUAUGGAACAACCCACAAGAUCAAGGAAUCCAGCUGGGUCAUCGACGAUGAUCUGCUCCUCCCUGCCAUCUUCGCCCUCCUCGACAGCGGCCGAUUCGCGCAGCCCGAAGAGGCCAUCCCACCCCAAGACCUCCCGCCGCCGGCUACAGGGGAGGUUAUCCCACCACGGGCCGAAUGGUAUAUGUCCUUCCCACCCGUCAUGCCAGGCCCGGUGCAGGUGGGAUUGUACCGCCAGUCGCUGAUAUUCUGGUCGUUCCCGAAGCUGGACUACAACCUCAUUCGACAGGACUUCUACAUGUCGGCAACGGACGAAGCACUGGGCGCUAUGCCAGCCGAGGACUACCAGAUCGACGACAAGGAGUAUCCGGUGAUGGUCGUCCGGCCCGCCAAGUACCUGGAAGGCACCGUGCUGCUCAUGAUCCGAGACUUCGCCGGGUACGCGACCUUUUCCUACUGGGCACAGACCGUGGUCAGGAUGGUGCAUCAGCUCCUAGUCAAGGAAGCUCGGCCCCAAUUGACAUGGGACGAACUGGAGGAGCCAUUCCACGAGUAUCUGCGCCGAGUGCAGAAUCCCGAGUACGGCGACAGGAUCGAGUGUAAGGAUUACCGUGGGUUCAAGAUGAUACACCGCCUGUUUUACAGGCUCAAGCGGAGCGGAGAGCUCCCAAACGGACAAGGCCACAGGAUCGAGUGUUUCAACCGCGAGUUGUUCUUGUUCCGCGCCAGAAGACUGGAGAACGACUUCCGGCCCGAGUGGAUAGACGACCCCUUCCCCGACCGAGACCCCGAGCUGCUGCUGGGAUAUUACGGACUGCAGGCCCUGCUGGCCCCGUGGACGUUCAGAGACAACCCCUUCAUUGAGGUUCGGGGUGGUUGGCUAUGGUCACCCGAUAUUGGGAACUUCUAG
Aspergillus heteromorphus CBS 117.55 is the source of this 1020-nucleotide messenger RNA. RefSeq lists its product as uncharacterized. The coding region runs from base 1 to 1020 and encodes 339 amino acids. The transcript has 3 exons. NCBI's taxonomy places the organism in Eukaryota, Fungi, Ascomycota, Eurotiomycetes, Eurotiales, Aspergillaceae. The record is from RefSeq and is a predicted model, not a curated record.